This is a messenger RNA of Cucumis sativus (cucumber), 1104 nucleotides long. RefSeq names its product homeobox-leucine zipper protein HOX27. The transcript is spliced from 4 exons. Bases 95 to 865 code for a protein of 256 amino acids. Gene Ontology annotation, molecular function: DNA-binding transcription factor activity, RNA polymerase II-specific; sequence-specific DNA binding. Gene Ontology annotation, biological process: regulation of DNA-templated transcription. Lineage: Eukaryota; Viridiplantae; Streptophyta; Magnoliopsida; Cucurbitales; Cucurbitaceae. The record is from RefSeq and is a predicted model, not a curated record.
AAAAGUUAUGCAGUUCUGUGUCUCAAGUCUAUAUAAAUUUGGAUUGAUCCAUUUUAGAAUAGUAUUUUGUUAAUGUGUUGGAUGUUGAAUAAUAAUGGAGUUGGAUUUGAGAUUAGGAAAUGAUCCUUCUCCUUCUUCACAUCCAACACCCCUUCGUUUUUCCCUUUCUUUUCCCUCCAUUGAUCUUCAACAUCAAGCUCACAAUCACAUUCACCAAAACCACCUCCUUCUCCACUCUCUUAAUUCUCCUCCACCACCCUCCGCCCCCGCCUCUCGCCCAUCUUCUCCAACCGAAGGAUCAGGAGGAGGAGUUUUUACGGAGGUGAUUAGCGGAGCGUCGGCUGAUGGGGGAGGAGAAAUAGGUGGAAGAUCGUCAAAGGGAAUAGUUUGGUCAAUAGGAAAGAAUAAUAGAGAAGAAGAAAGAAAAGGGAAAAGUGAGAAUGAAUUGGAAGAAGAAGAAGAACAGGAAGAAAUGGAUAUGAAUAUGAUUAGCAGUGGAAGAAAAAAACUGAGGCUUUCAAGACAACAAUCAGCAUUUCUUGAAGAAAGCUUCAAAGAACACCACACCCUUUACCCUAAGCAAAAGCUAGAAGUUGCAAGAAGGUUGAAUCUUCGUCCUCGUCAAGUAGAAGUUUGGUUUCAAAACAGACGAGCAAGAACGAAGUUGAAACAAAAUGAAGUAGAAUGUGAAUACUUGAAGAAAUGUUGUGCAACACUUACUCAACAAAACACAAAGCUUCAAAAGGAACUUCAGGAUUUGAAAGCUCUAAAAACUACUCAUUCUCUGUUCAUCAACUCUCCCCCUACCACUCUCACCUUGUGCGCAUCUUGUGAACGCGCUGUCGCAACCCCAGUCUCCCGCUGAACAACAAUACUCCAUCCCCCUCCCCUUCCCCCUCUUCCAUUUUCACUAUUUAAUUCAUUGCUAUCCCACUAUCAAUUUUUUUCCAUAUUAUAAUUUCUCUAAGCUCUAAAUUAAUCCUAAGGAAAGGAAGGUUUAAUUCUUUCUUUUCUCCACCGUUGAUGACAUUAUUUGAAAAAUAUUUAAUGUUAUCUUAAACAUCACCAUCUUUAUCCAUUUUUAAUUUAUGGCAAAUUUUGUUA